UGAACGAAGAAAAAACACACAGUUUCUGUCACACACGCAAUUCCAUUGAAUAUAAGUGCAGAAUUUUUCAAAGGCACAGUGAGAGAGAAAAAAUCUCGGAAAUCAAAAUGAAUCGUUUGAUGGUUGCUCGACCAGUCCUCCGGACAAUGAUCCAAUCGAACAUUGCUCCAUUGCAGCUACGGUUUUCACAUGAUCACGGGCCAAGUCCAAAGGAAAUCGGACCACCAGCUAGUUUCAAUCAACUUCCACAUCCAGAAGGUGAUUGGGCCGAAAAUCAUAACAAGAAACAAUCCAAGUACAAUGCCAUCCUGGCCGCUUCGGCUCUUUUCUUCGCCGCUACCUUCGGCUUCAUGAAACAAUCGGGUAUUAUCUACUUCAAUGCCUCACCACCAGAAACCUACGAAUAAAUGCUUGAACCGAGAUACUAUAGCCCAAAUUAGUUGAACAUUCAGCAUGUAAGAAUGAUAAUAAGAAACAAAAAACAAAAUAAAGAAUGAAUUAUGUGGCAAAUAUUCUGUACAUUUGCGUCAUUGUGUCAUAAUUUGGCCCACAAUUUGAAUGCAAAAUGCGUGUGUACGUUUCACACUUCACACCAUUUGCAGCAAGCUUAAACAGUUUAUAAUUUGUGGAAAAAUAAAUUUAAAAAAAAAUAGAAUCAAAA
Sitodiplosis mosellana (orange wheat blossom midge) is the source of this 661-nucleotide messenger RNA. RefSeq lists its product as uncharacterized. Bases 108 to 407 code for a protein of 99 amino acids. The record is from RefSeq and is a predicted model, not a curated record. Lineage: Eukaryota; Metazoa; Arthropoda; Insecta; Diptera; Cecidomyiidae. The transcript is spliced from 3 exons.